CUUCUUGCCAUGACCUACCUUCAAACCUUUCAAUCCGAUCGAUUCAGAGGACUUGUGAUUAACAGAAUCGACUACCUGAGAUCUCGGACGACUGGACCGUUAGAUGCAUAUUCUACGAUUACGUGACCGGACAGGGGCUUCCCCACUCGCCUUGCACAAACGUUACAAUGGCUGUAUCGCCUGCCACGAUUCAUGCAUUCAUUGAGCAUACUCUGAGAGGUCGGGAUCUCGCCGUAGGUUUCGACCUCAUCUUGCAGGGUGUGAUGUUUGCGCAGCUUGCGCGCUACGUGUCAGCUGGCUUCCACCGCACAGAUAGAACCAUCUUGCGAGCGUGGGUCGCAGGACUGUGCGUGCUUACGCUGACGAAGAACUUGUACGAUCUAUGUUUGACGCAGGCUCAGAACACGACGUGGUUUCUGGACUCUUUUGGCGUCCUAGCGGAUUUCUUCUCGGCCAAGUUCGCUGCCAGCUACUGCCUUGACGUCCUUGUUGUGUUGUAUGUGCAGCUGUUCUUCUGUUGGCGACUAUGGAUGCUCAGCAGAAGUGUGUGGCUCCCUCUGAUACUCGCCGUGUUGUUCGUGGCGCCGGCGGUUUGUGGCUUCAUUUCAAUCUUGACAAGGAUGAGUUUGGAAGGUAUCACGGACCUGGCUGCUGCAUAUCUGAGCCUGUAUUUUGCCGGGGACACGAUUCUGUGUGCAUCCAUCACAUUUUACCUCGUUAGAGUCGCCCGUUCGAAUGAAGGCUUUCGCCACACAUCUAGUAUUCUAACGCGACUGAUUCGCAUCACUAUCCAGUCCACCCUCCCCUCGGCGGCCUGUGCCCUGAUUGCUCUCGCUGCAUCCCAGUCUGCCGACGAUUCACCCUCUGACGCGACGCAAGUCAUCACCAUCAUCGUGCUGAACAUUCUCCCUAUGGUCUACGCGUUCUCGGCCAUGUGGACUCUGAAUUCCAGGCGCAGUCCGAAGGAACAGGAGACGGGUCACGGAAAGACGCCGAGAAUAUUGAUUGUAACAGGCGGGUCGUUCGCAGAAACCGCGGAUUGAGUUGUUCGACAGUCGGAUUCUAUGAGAAGCUGCACCUGGAGACACAGAUCUUGCACUGGUACUACGCUUCUA
This is a messenger RNA of Mycena citricolor, 1115 nucleotides long. The record is from the annotation of a GenBank genome assembly. NCBI's taxonomy places the organism in Eukaryota, Fungi, Basidiomycota, Agaricomycetes, Agaricales, Mycenaceae.